GUCACUUCUCAAGAAUCUGGAACCAAACCAUUGACCUUCACAUUCAUACCAUCCAUUGGAAGACUUCCAACUCAUUUUGAGGUUGUAGAUAUCUCUAAGUUCCUUGUGACAAUUCCAGAGGAGCCAAAGGAUCUGAGCAAACAAGAAAUAAUAAAUAAGUCGAACACAGUCUCUGAUGAGCUGGCCUUAAAGAGCGGGGCCAGACAAGACUGUGUGUCCACCGUCCAUACAGACAGUACCGGAACGGCUUUCCAGUCCCUGGGGCAUAACUCUAGCAAAGGAGAAAUGCAGGAGAAUGACCUUUUUAAGGCUGAGUUUAUCCUGAUUACGGACUCUGGUGAUGAAGAUGAAGUAGUCGCUGCCUCAAAUGACACUCAUCGGACUCCCAAUGGCUACGGUCCCAUCAGUGCUCAGCUGCUGGCCACAUCCCACGUUUCCCCUGACAGUGGGGCAGGGAAACCUCCUGGUGAUGGACACAUUCCAGGUGCUGCGCUUUCCCACAGCACUGCUGAUCUGCAGAAACGUCAGCAGUACAAGAUCAAGACAAGCUACAAGGCAUUUGCAGCAAUCCCUACAAACACAUUACUUAUGGAACAGAAGGCAUUAGAAGAGCCAAUCAAGACUGCUAGUGUGACUGAAGGCACUGCUCUGGACACCCAUUCAGAGAUGUGCUCCCCUGCCCAGCUCAGACAACAAACAGAAGAGCUAUGUGCUGUCAUUGAUCAAGUCCUGCAGGACCCAUUGACGAUGCGUCGAUGUGAAUCUUCUCCAAGUUUUCUGCAGAUGAGCAUGGAGUCAGAUGUUGGCAAGGUGUCAGCAACACUGCAGAGAGCAGCUGGGCGUGAAACCAGAUAUGCCAACCUUUACAAAUCGGCACCUGUGGUAACAGAGAGCCAGCUG
This is a messenger RNA of Pterocles gutturalis (yellow-throated sandgrouse), 900 nucleotides long. It is a transcript of the gene MLIP, whose product is annotated as muscular LMNA-interacting protein. The record is from RefSeq and is a predicted model, not a curated record. NCBI's taxonomy places the organism in Eukaryota, Metazoa, Chordata, Aves, Pterocliformes, Pteroclidae. Gene Ontology annotation, biological process: negative regulation of transcription by RNA polymerase II. The transcript has 8 exons. Gene Ontology annotation, cellular component: nuclear envelope; sarcolemma; PML body. The annotation marks the transcript as partial. Gene Ontology annotation, molecular function: transcription corepressor activity; lamin binding.